Homo sapiens (human) is the source of this 5706-nucleotide messenger RNA. It is a transcript of the gene FBXO48, whose product is annotated as F-box protein 48. The record is from RefSeq and is a predicted model, not a curated record. Lineage: Eukaryota; Metazoa; Chordata; Mammalia; Primates; Hominidae. Bases 452 to 919 code for a protein of 155 amino acids. The transcript is spliced from 4 exons.
AGGUGGGCGGGAUGCGAAGAGCUAUGGGGAAGGAUUCGAAUUCCGGUGGAUUUAAAUCGCGGGAGGAGAAGCUACCGCGGCCUAGUAGAAGAAGACCUCUGUUGAACACAGACUGCAGUUCCAGCCACCACAGCUAAUCUGGAUCAUGAAUGGGAGCCACCGUGGUCUUGGCAAGUCCGAAAACAUAGCUGAGUAGCUCGUCUAGAAAAGAGAUUUGUGUUCAGCUGAGUUAAAAGAAGUAUUUACCUCAAACCUCUCCUCUUGCACAACCAACCCCCGUUAUAAAAGGAAGUGCAAAAUGGAAUAAACUGAUUUUAAGUGAAUACAAGCUGUCUUUAUAUACAAAAGUAACUCAAGGAUGGUGAUGUACCCAGUCAUGCUUUCAACUGAUUUGGGAAGCCUACACCAUUCACCUUAGGUUACAUAUGAGGAUAACUUAAAACAUUAAGCUAUGCAUAAAAACUCCAAGAGAAACAAUAAUUUAAGAGUUUCUCACACAGAAGCGAACUCUGUGGAUGCUGAGAAGGAAAAAAAUGAGAGUCAAAACAACUUUUUUGAACUGCUGCCUGCAGAAAUCACUUUUAAAAUUUUCAGUCAGCUGGACAUUCGGAGUCUGUGCAGGGCUUCAUUGACAUGCAGGAGCUGGAAUGACACAAUAAGAAACAGUGACUCUUUAUGGAAACCUCACUGCAUGACUGUAAGAGCUGUGUGCCGAAGAGAAAUAGAUGAUGAUCUAGAAAGUGGUUAUUCCUGGAGGGUGAUACUGCUGAGGAAUUACCAGAAGAGUAAAGUGAAACACGAAUGGCUAAGUGGCAGAUACAGCAACAUUUGUUCUCCCAUUAGCCUACCAGAAAAAAUCAUGUACCCAAUGGAUGCAGAUACAUGGGGGGAAAUUCUAGAAGCAGAACUGGAAAGAUAAGGGGAAAAAAAAUCACAAAUCUCAGGUCUUUGAAAGUUUAAAACUUAAAUGACUCUUAGGUUGCAAAAGCGAUAUCUUUAUUCGUUCAUUUUGUUGUUCACCUUUUUAAAAGAAAAUGAAAUGGAACUAUUAUAAAAGUAAAGCUUUAUUUUUGUUUUGCACUUUAGUAAAAUUUUUCUGGUUUUAUUGUAAUGUGGAAAAAUCAUGAAAUGUUAUUUUUAUAAGAAAUAAUAUACUGAUAGAGUGAUUUCCAAAUACAAUGUUUCAUGUAUUUGUGUUAAUAUAUUUGCAAUACUAAAUGUAAGAGUGAUUUGUAUGUUCAGCUUAAUGAUAAUUCAAAAUUUCAGGAAGCCACUUUAAACUGACUUAAAGAUUCAUUAAGUGGUGGUUAUAACUAGGCUCAUGGGAAGACUAGCUAAGUGAAAUUAAUAGCAAUACAUUUAAAUUAAUACAUUGACAUUUUAAUGACUUUAACAUUUCUAUUUCAGUGGAAUCAGAUUGAAAUGUCAAAUAGUGAAACUAUUUUUAAUGUGUUAAGCCUGUGGUUUAGUUUUAAGUUAAUGUCAUCUCAGGGCUAAAGUUUGUCCAAUUGAGAUUCCCAUUAAUUUUAUAUAAACCUGGAACGGCUCUCAGGAGCUGAAAGUAAGUGGAAAGUUUCCAGAACACUUUACCAUCAGAAUGCCACACUAGCCUGGUAAAACUCUCUUUCUGACAGCCUUAUAGCACCAUCUAGUGUGCUAUUCUUAGAUAGCAAGACAAAGGACUUUCAGCUCCUUUUUGUUUUCUCCAUAUUAAAAAGAAAACUGUUAUUCUAAAGAAUCCUUAACACUUGUCUUUGUUAAAGUUUAUAACUUUUUAGGAACCUUUAUUUUAACUUUUAAAAACUUUUGUUUCUCUUUUUUCAUAAAAACAGAUUAUAUGCUACUCACUAUAACAAAUUGUUUAUUCUGAAUCUGUGGUUACCACCAUAGUAAAAAAGUGUCUACAAACUGCUUUAGUUAGUGUGGGGUUUUCUUCUUAAAAACUGUUCUCUAUAGCAUUAAAUAUAAGAAUCCAGGAAACCAAUAUUUAACAAAUAGGCAAAUAUUAGAAAGAUGCCCCACUAUAUGCAAAUUCUGUAUGUUGAAUCAAGCAGUAGAUAAUUAAUUGUCUCCUACUAUCUUCUUAGAGUUGGAAGAGUCCUUGAAAAUCAGGCAGUCAAGUGUCCAGGACUAUUCAGUAAUUUUCUCAAUAGGAACACUGUCAGUCAGCCAGCCCAAGCUGAAAUCCUGUACUUCUACUAAUAGCAUCUCUGUUAUGUCACAGAACAGUCCAGUUGUAGUCUAGGCUUGCACUGAAGACCACCUCUCUGUAACGUUUGCCUUCUAGCCCCACUUCCACCCUCUAGAACCAGGCUGAUUCAGUCCUUCCUGUCUAUGAUUGCCAGAUAUUUGAAGACUGAUAGCCUGUCUCUUCCUAUGUCUUCUCUCCAAUUCCACUGAUGAUCAUAGAGUAUAAUUUCUAGACCCAACAACAUUCUCUUCUGCCCAUUUACUCUUAACAAAAGAAAGGGGCUGUGCGCCAUGGCUCACGCCUGUAAUCCCAGCACUUUGGGAGACCAAGGUGGGUGGAUCACCUCAGGUCAGAAGUUCAAGACCAGCCUGGUCAACAUGGUGAAACCCUGUCUCUACUAAAUAUACAAAAAUUAGCCGGGCGUGGUGGCAGGUGCCUGUAAUCCCAGCUACUUGGGAGGCUGAGGCAGGAGAAUCGCUUAAACCUGGCAGGCAGAGGUUGCAGUGAGCAGAGAUCACGCCACUGCGCUCCAGCCUGGGCAACAAGAGUGAAACUUCGUCUCAAAAAAAAAGGAAGAAAGAAAGGUAUCCUACUAAUUUUAUUUCAUAAAAGAUAAGAAAGCACUUGGAAAUUUUCAAAGUAUGGGAAAAAUUAAAGCUAUAAGCAUUUUGCUGAAUAGCAUCUGUGUACAAUAGUAAAUGUACACAUAUAUUUUUAGCUGUUUUUUUGUAAUGGAUGUUUAUUAUUUUUGUCCAGCCCCCUUACAAUCUAUCAUCAUCAUCUGUUAAUAGAAGUUAUCCUAAUUAGGGAGACUCACCCUUCUCACUUCCAACCAAGUGUGUGGUUUUUUUUGGCCGGGGUGGGGGGCAGUUUUUUGUUUUUGUUUUUUUGUUUUGUUUUUUGAGAUGAAGUCUCACUCUGUCACCCAGGCUGGAGUGCAGUGGCAUGAUCUUGGCCCACUGCAACCUCCACCUCCCAGGUUCAAGCAACUCUCUGUGUCAGCCUCCCGAGCAGCCAGGAUUAUAGGCGCCCGCCACCAUGCCCAGCUAAUUUUUGUAUUUUUAGUAGAAACGGGGUUUCACCAUCUUGGCCUCCUGACCUUGUGAUCUACCUGCCUCAGCCUCCUAAAGUGCUGGGAUUAUAGGCAUGAGCCACCGCACCCAGCUGGGUUUUUUGUUUUCUUGUUUUUUUUUUUUUACAUUAUCCUGUUUUUCCCAGCCUCCGUGUUUAGUCCAAGGAUGGAAACAUGACCCAAUCCCCCCUUUUCAUAAGUUGGAAGAAAGAAGCCCUUUCCUCUUUGCUGAUGAAACUGUUCCCUGCCACACAAAGAAAACGGAUCUUGGCCGGGCGCGGUGGCUCACGCCUGUAAUCCCAGCACUUUGGGAGGCCGAGGCGGGUGGAUCAUGAGGUCAGGAGAUCGAGACCAUCCUGGCUAACAAGGUGAAACCCCGUCUCUACUAAAAAUACAAAAAAUUAGCCGGGCGCGGUGGCGGGCGCCUGUAGUCCCAGCUACUCGGGAGGCUGAGGCAGGAGAAUGGCGUGAACCCGGGAGGCGGAGCUUGCAGUGAGCCGAGAUUGCGCCACUGCAGUCCGCAGUCCGGCCUGGGCGACAGAGCGAGACUCCGUCUCAAAAAAAAAAAAAAAAAAAAGAAAACGAAAACGGAUCUUAAGUAAGAGAAUGUGGAGCCACCAGGGGAAAGAACAAUUGCAGGGAAAGAGGCCUGAUUAUAUUCCAGACCCUGGUCCCAGCCAUUCCUUAUCUGCUUACCUAAAUUAAUUCAAAUUGAGUUUCACCAUCAUACUGGGACCCCCACCUGAUGUGGUUUCGUUGCCCAUUUUUCAAAUAUGUAUUAUUUGUGGCUUACAUUAACAUCUUAGAUUUCACUCUGACUUCCUCACCAGUCAGUCUUAAUCUGCUAUAAUAUGGCCAUCACUCCAUAUGGUUGAAACUGUUGGUAUCCAAAUUACAAGUGACUUAAUGUCUAAAUCCACUGGAUGCAUUCUACUUGUUAAUAUAUUUGACACACAUAAACACUCACACUGACACACAUAAGUACUUCUUAAAACUCUCUCCUCCAUGGGUUGGAACUAUAGUCUCUUGGACUUUUCUUUCCCUACUCUAACCCGUCUUCUCAGUUUCCUCCAAAGACUCGCUUUCCUUCACCUACUCAUUACAUGUUAGUGUUCCCCCAAAGUUCCACCUGUUGUCAUCUCGUCUCUAUACUCUAACAUCCUUGGUGAUCCCAUCUACAACUCCUAUGUCAGCUACCAUUGUUGGUGCUAAUGCCGUCUAUGUCCGUGUCCCAACAUCAGAUCUCCAUGAGAUGUUCCAGAAAUACAUAUGCUAUUAUCUUUUGGAUUUUUAUCCAAAGAUAGUAUAAGUAUAUAUAUAUAUAUAUAAAAUAUUUGAUAUAUCCAAAGAUAGUUUAUAUAUAAGCACCUGAAUCAAAACUUACCAUCUCAUAAAAGUAGUUCUUCCUCCAGUUCCUAUCUCAGUGAAUGGCAUGUCCUGUUAGAAAAUCACCAUAUUUUACUUUUCUCCAUCAUUCUCCAAGUCCAGCCGAGUCAAUUCUUACUUGAUUUUAUCAUCCAAAUAUCUAAGUAAUUCACCUCUUCCCCAUCUUUAUCUCUGCCUCAUUACUUAAUUCUUGUCCUUAUUUGACAUUGGGAUUUCUAAAAUAACCUCUUACUGGUGUUCCUGCCUCCAGUUCCUUCCUUUUACUGUUAGCAGUGUAGUCUUUGUUAAACCCCAAAUUUAGCACGUCACCCUAACUUAAACUCCUGACUGCAUACAGGUAGAAAUCAAAAUUCCCCACUAAAGCCCAUAGGGCCUUUAAUGAUGUGGUCUGGCCUACCUCUCCAGCCUGUUCUCUAACCACUGUCCCACCCUAUAUCUUUCUGUUCAGUCUUACAAAACUAUUUCAUAAAAAUUUUCUCACUUCUCUGCCUUUGCACAGGCUGUUUGAUAUACCUGGAGUAAUCCCCACCAUUGAUUCUUUUCUUGGCAAAAAUCUAUUGUAAAACUUAUCAUCUUGGCCUGGAAACAAUCCAUAACUUCUACUGUUCUGGAUUAAGUGACUUUUUAGAUGUUCUUGUAGUUCUUUGUAUAGACCUCUCUCAAAACUGUCAUAUGACAUUAAAUUGUCUAUUUUAUUUGUGUGUUUGCCCCUUUACACUGUGAACUUCUUAAUGGCAGGGACCAUUUUUUAUUUAUUUUUGUGUCUUCAAAACCUGGCACACACUAGAUGCUCUAUAAAGAUUUGUUAAAUUAUUUCUAUAGUUAUUUAUUUUAAUCCUACACAGAAUGUAUAAAAAUAAUUUACUAUAUUGUUAGUGAAGAAGAUUGUAUCAAAAUGCAGUAUACAAUCCUUAAGGUAUGUGGGAUGCUUGAUAGUAAUACAAAUGUAUGAAUAAUUGUUCCAGUCUUCUCCAAACCUGUAAGAGGGAAAUAGGAAAAUAAAAAUGUUUUGUUUUAUUGUUUUGAACUCUUGAAAAUAAACUUAACCUCAAAAAUA